Messenger RNA from Argiope bruennichi, 858 nucleotides. RefSeq names its product transmembrane protease serine 5-like. Lineage: Eukaryota; Metazoa; Arthropoda; Arachnida; Araneae; Araneidae. The record is from RefSeq and is a predicted model, not a curated record. Gene Ontology annotation, molecular function: serine-type endopeptidase activity. Gene Ontology annotation, biological process: proteolysis. The coding region runs from base 49 to 858 and encodes 269 amino acids. The transcript is spliced from 6 exons.
UUUUGAAAAGAAUUUGAAGAGAGAAUUGAAAUGUAACCAUAUAAAAAUAUGAAAACUAUAUAUUUAGGCAUUCUUCUUUUCCUUUGUUUUCAGGAUACCAAGACCGAAUAUAAAAAUAAUAAAUACGAUGAAUUAAAUAACUGUGAUGAAGAUGUUUCUGAGCUUCACCCUGUAAAAUCAAAUCCAACCGCAAACGAAACGUCUGAAGACUGCAGAAAAUGUGGAAUUCAUCUUUACAAGUCUGCAGGAACAAAAAAGGGACCUGUAAUUCCUUUAGAUAACUAUCCGUGGGUUGUCAAUUUCACAGUCGUUGGGAAAAAGAGUGAAUCCUGUGGAGGUACCCUAAUUUCUUCAAAUUUCGUCUUAACAGCAGCACACUGUGUGUUUAGGAUUGAACUGAAAAAUCACCCUCUCUGUUUUGCAAGUAGAGUUCACAGAUUGUGUUUCCAUAAUCCAAAAGAUAUCCAUCUAUCCCAUACGGAAUACAGUGAUUCCGAAUCUCUAAAAGCCAAAAAGGUAAUAGGACAUCCAAAGCAUGGUUUCCGUUGGAAUGUAUUCGACAUAGCACUUAUUCAAUUAUCAACACCGGUUAAGUGCAGCAAAAGUAUUUUCCCUAUUUGUUUGCCGGCACAAAAGAAGAAGAACUGCAAGAAAAGUCUUAAGCUUGUAGACAUAGACAGCCAGGAGGAAAUGAAAGAGGAUCCCCUACAUGCGACAGUGGUGAAUCCCAGGAAGUGUAAUGAUGUGGAAAAACCAUUGAAGCAGCCAUCCAACCCAACCCAACCACUUGUCUCAUUUGAAGAUUAUCUAAUACAAGCACUUUUGUUUCUUUUUUGGGAAAGAGAAUUUUAUCAUUGA